UCCCAUCUUCUUCUUCUUCUACAAUUAUAGUCACUUUCUUUGGCCGGCGUUAGUGGAAGAGCUCAAACUCUUUUAUAAAAAACCUCUCCUUCAUUUCAACCAUCUGUCUCUCUCCCUCUCUCUCCAAACACUGAACGACCAAGGAGAAGAUGAAGAAGUGCUCUCUCUUCGUCUUCUUCCUCUUUCUCGCGGCGGUGACUUCAGAUCUAGACUCCGACCGGCGAGCCUUACUCCUCCUCCGCAACAGCGUCCGCGGCCGCCCUUUACUAUGGAACACGAGCGCCUCAUCUCCCUGCGCAUGGCACGGAGUCCACUGCGAUUCGGGUCGGGUCACCGCCCUCCGAUUACCCGGAGCGGGCUUAUUCGGCUCGUUGCCUCUCGGAGGAAUCGGUAAUCUGACUCAGCUCCAAACGCUUUCUCUCCGAUUCAACUCGCUCUCCGGUCCAAUCCCCUCGGAUUUCUCCAACCUUGCUCUCCUCCGUUACUUGUAUCUCCAAGGUAACGCAUUCUCCGGCGAGAUUCCGCCGUUUCUAUUCACCCUUCCAAGCGUAAUCAGAAUCAAUCUCGGGGAGAAUCGAUUCUCGGGUCGGAUCCCGGAUAAUGUGAAUAACGCGACCCGGUUGGUUACACUCUACCUGGAGAAGAAUCAGCUCACCGGUUCGAUCCCUGAGAUUACAAUCACUCUUCAGCAAUUUAACGUCUCUUCAAAUCAGUUAAACGGGUCGGUUCCGGAUUCUCUCUCGGGUUUUCCUCAAUCCGCUUUCGACGGGAACACUCUCUGUGGAAAGCCGUUAAACCCUUGCGAAGGCGACGCCGAAAGCCCCAAUUCUCCGCCUGUUUCUCCUCCGUCGGGUCCGGCGGGGAAGAAAGAUAGCGACAAGCUAUCCGCCGGAGCCAUCGCCGGGAUCGUGAUCGGAUGCGUCGCCGGUCUGUUGCUGCUUCUCUUGAUUCUCUUCUGUCUCUGCAGGAAGAAAAAAGGAGAAGAGAACGGUCAGCCGAGAAAUGUCGAAGCUCCCGUCGCCGCCGCGACCUCCGCCGCUGUACACAAGGAAUCAUCGGCGGCUAACGUCCCUCCGGCGAAGGCGUCCGGGAGCGGCGGCGGCGCGGUGAGUAAAGACUUGACGUUUUUCGUGAAGUCUUUCGGGGAAUUCGAUUUGGAUGGGUUGUUGAAGGCUUCGGCUGAGGUUCUUGGGAAGGGGACGGUUGGGUCUUCGUAUAAGGCGAGCUUUGAGCAUGGUUUGGUGGUGGCUGUGAAACGGUUACGAGACGUUGUGGUGCCUGAGAAGGAUUUUAGAGAGAGGAUGCAGGUUUUGGGAUCGAUGAGUCAUCCUAAUCUCGUGACCCUCAUCGCUUAUUACUUCAGUCCCGACGAGAAGCUUCUUGUCUCUGAGUACAUGUCUAGAGGAAGCUUGUCUGCGUUAUUGCACGGGAACAAAGGGAAUGGGAGGGCUCCGUUGAACUGGGAAACUAGAGCCAGUAUAGCAUUGGGAGCUGCGAGAGCGAUUAGUUAUCUACAUUCGCGUGAUUCGACUACUUCUCAUGGAAACAUCAAGUCUUCGAACAUACUCUUGUCUAAUUCGUAUGAAGCUAAGGUUUCUGAUUACGGUCUAGCGCCUAUCAUUAGCUCCACGUCCGCGCCUAACCGUAUCGAUGGGUACCGUGCCCCUGAAGUUACUGAUGCUCGCAAAAUCUCUCAAAAGGCUGAUGUUUACAGCUUCGGUGUGCUAAUCCUUGAACUACUCACAGGGAAGUCUCCAACACAUCAGCAAUUGACCGAAGAAGGUGUAGAUUUACCAAGAUGGGUCCAAUCCAUCACUGAUCAACAGUCACCAUCUCAAGUGUUUGAUCCGGAGCUCGCCGGGCACCAAUCAGAGGGCAAUGAGAACAUGAUCCGGCUCUUGAAGAUUGGUAUAAGUUGUACCGCGCAGUACCCUGAUAGUCGGCCUUCCAUGGCCGAAGUCACCAGACUCAUCGAGGAGGUUUCGCAUUCAUCAGGCUCCCCAAAUCCUGUAUCUGGCUGAGUUUUUGCUGGGGGUCUUAAUUGAUUGAUUUCAAAAUUGUUUGCGGCUAAAACUGCAUUUUCUUCAAUAGUGUUUACGUCCUCCCCGCCCUUUUUUUUUCCUUUGUUUGUUGGUGUCCUACUUCGUUCGUUAAUUCUUGAGCCUCAAAUUGAGAUGAGACUGAUGAUUUUUCUUCUUCUUCUACUUUUCUUAAUUCAAUUUUUAAAAAAUGUUUAUAACAAAUAUUGAAGCUGCCAUUUUUUUGUAUAAAAUAUAUUAUUUGUUGUGUGUGAAUAAUUGAUGUGUUCUCUUGGGUUA
Messenger RNA from Brassica napus (rape), 2318 nucleotides. Its product is annotated as probable inactive receptor kinase At3g02880. Lineage: Eukaryota; Viridiplantae; Streptophyta; Magnoliopsida; Brassicales; Brassicaceae. Gene Ontology annotation, biological process: protein phosphorylation. The record is from RefSeq and is a predicted model, not a curated record. The coding region runs from base 150 to 2021 and encodes 623 amino acids. The transcript has 3 exons. Gene Ontology annotation, molecular function: protein kinase activity; protein binding; ATP binding.